Messenger RNA from Hevea brasiliensis (rubber tree), 1243 nucleotides. RefSeq names its product dolichol-phosphate mannosyltransferase subunit 1. The coding region runs from base 320 to 1048 and encodes 242 amino acids. The transcript has 8 exons. The record is from RefSeq and is a predicted model, not a curated record. Gene Ontology annotation, molecular function: dolichyl-phosphate beta-D-mannosyltransferase activity. NCBI's taxonomy places the organism in Eukaryota, Viridiplantae, Streptophyta, Magnoliopsida, Malpighiales, Euphorbiaceae. Gene Ontology annotation, biological process: GPI anchor biosynthetic process; protein O-linked glycosylation via mannose. Gene Ontology annotation, cellular component: endoplasmic reticulum membrane.
UAAUUGAAUCAACUAUUAAGGAAUGAAUCAUGUGUUACGCUAUAAAUUAACUCGUUACUUUGAAGCCACCGCUCGUUGCUGUGGAUCGCACGUUCUCCUUGUCUUUGUGGUGGUGGCCGUCGUCGUGUUUCGUCACUUUGAAGCCAUUAUCGUUAUCUUUUAGAGUUUCACGAUCUUUACUGAACCAAAAAGAAAUUUAAGCGGACAAUUCCAGAGAGAUUCAAUAAUUUCCCCAAUUCGAGUCCUCACCAAUUUGACAGAGGGUUAGUGAAUUCUACUCAAAUAAGAGCGAUAUAGGUUUUAAUAUCAAGAAAAUAACAUGGAGCAGCGCAAGGAGGAGAAAAACAAGUACAGUAUUAUAAUCCCAACCUACAAUGAGCGCCUCAACAUUGCCCUCAUCGUCUACCUCAUCUUUAAGCAUGUCAGGGAUGUUGAGUUUGAAAUUAUUGUUGUUGACGAUGGGAGUCCUGAUGGUACUCAAGAUGUUGUAAAGCAGUUGCAGCAAGUUUACGGUGAAGAUUGCAUUUUGUUAAGACCAAGGCCGAAGAAGCUUGGUUUAGGAACGGCUUACAUUCAUGGUUUGAAGCAUGCAUCUGGAAAUUUCGUUGUAAUCAUGGAUGCUGAUCUAUCCCACCAUCCAAAGUACUUGCCAAGCUUUAUCAAAAAACAGUUGGAGACUGGUGCAAGUAUAGUCACUGGAACCCGGUAUGCUCAGGGCGGCGGUGUACAUGGUUGGAAUCUUAUGCGCAAACUAACAAGUAGGGGAGCAAAUGUUCUUGCACAAACACUUCUGUGGCCUGGUGUAUCUGAUUUGACAGGGUCUUUCCGGCUUUAUAAAAAAUCAGUUCUCGAAGAUAUAAUAACCUCAGUUGUUAGCAAGGGGUAUGUCUUUCAAAUGGAGAUGAUUGUUCGGGCUUCCAGAAAAGGGUACCAUAUUGAGGAGGUUCCAAUUACUUUUGUUGACAGAGUUUUUGGAAGUUCAAAGCUUGGAGGAUCUGAGAUUGUUGAAUAUCUGAAAGGUGUUGCUUAUCUUCUGGUUACAACAUAAGGGGUCAUUUGAACCUCGUGCUCCGUGAAAUGUUGCAUUUCUCCUAAAGAAUUUAAUAGGCUUUCAUCAUCAUCUUUUUAUGUUUUCUAGUUAUGAUGCGUCUAUUUUUAUGAAGAGUUUUUAUAUGGAGUGAUAGGUUAUACAACACAAGCUUAUCAAUGCUUUUAAUGAAUUGUUUAUCGAGUUCAAAUCACA